UGUGCAUAUGCCGUCCGACUACGACAUUGCCGCUGCGCGCGAGGCCGCACGUCGCGCCAAGGCGAACUCGACCUCUGAUUGGUGGACGGCUGUUGAGAAGGGCGAGCAGACACGCAUGAAGCAGCUGCUCGCAGACGGCCAGGACGUCAACGCACAGGACGCGAUGUGCGAGUGGCCGGCGCUGUACUACGCAGCGUGGAAGAACCGGCUGUGGCAGGCCGAGCUUUUGCUCGCCAGCGGGGCCGACGUGGCCCUCCAGAGCCGCGAGGGCGACACCGCGGUGCAUAUUGCCGCGAUGUAUGGCAGCUUGUCGAUGCUGACUCUCAUGCUGAGCAGCAAGGUGGUCGACUCGAAGAAUGAGCGCGGGCUGACGCCACUCGAUCUCGCAAAGCAGAAGCGCAAGUUUGAGUGCGUCGGCGCGCUGCAAAAGGCGCCGCCCUGGAGUGCUACGCCGCACCACCUCACGACCCGCGCGCCAACCGCCACACUCCCCUCUGCCCCUUAGGCGCUCGGCCAGCCUCUGUCGGCCGAAGUGACCAGCCCUCCCCCGCCGCUGCCCGAGAACUGGCUCGAGUCCGAAUACGGCAACGGCACGAGCUUCUUCUUCAACCCGUUCUCUGGGGAGACCCUCGAGACGCGGCCGCCGCCUGAUUAUGUGGCCAAGAAGUAGCUCAAGGACGCCUCUGUGCCUGCGGGAGGAGAUCAGCGGCCAUGAAAACCCCACAUCGCAUGACUCGGAGCGUGCAUGAUGCAUGUGCAUGUGUGCAUCGGUACGGACCCCCCCGCUCGUGCUCGUGAUACGUGAUGUGCGUUCGGGUUCGCGGCGCGCGAGGUUACCGUUC
Molecule: messenger RNA, 842 nt
Organism: Emiliania huxleyi CCMP1516
Lineage: Eukaryota; Haptophyta; Isochrysidales; Noelaerhabdaceae
Exons: 2
Coding region: 8-505 (165 amino acids)
Molecular function (GO): protein binding
Source: RefSeq, a predicted model, not a curated record